Molecule: messenger RNA, 2894 nt
Organism: Spirodela intermedia
Lineage: Eukaryota; Viridiplantae; Streptophyta; Magnoliopsida; Alismatales; Araceae
Source: the annotation of a GenBank genome assembly
AUGAGUGAGAAUCCCGCCAAGGGGGGCCUCUAUCCGGAGCGCCACAUCCACGCCCAGGUGAACGCGGCGGCCGCUUCUAUGCAGUUGCCCGUGCAAAUUGAUGAGGUUCACGGUAGAGACGGCGGCGGGGGCUACGUUAUUGGCGACCAGCAGAUGCUAGUCCGUCAGGACACCCAGGCGCAGAGCUACGGCGCAGUGCAAGACCAUGGGGUUCACCAGAAGUAUGGUGGGGACGGCAUGGAUGAUCAGAAUGGGGUGGAGCGGGAUGGCAUGGAAGGCGAUAUGCCGGCUGAUGCUGGCAACAUGGGGAUGAUUCCGGAUCCAGGCAUGGGUAAUCAGCUUACUCUCUCAUUCCAAGGCGAGGUCUAUGUGUUCGAUUCCGUGUCCCCAGAAAAGGUAACUGUGGUUUCUUUUUGUCCUACAAUCCUGCUCCGUAUGCGAUGCUUGUUUAGCUCUGCGAUCUUUACCGCUGGAUCUGCGACUGAGUGUUUAUAGUUCUUAGUUCCUUCCAUGAUGGGCCGAAAGUUUCUUAACUUCUGCUUGCCUUUCCCCAUUGAAAUAAGCAACGUAAGGAAACAUGCCACGAUAGGAAGCAAGAUGAAGGAGAGUCCCAAGAUCUAUAAUGUAUCAGUUUGGGUGGAGAAAGGGAUAAAUUUAUCCAAAUUUAUCCCAAUAUGUGAUGUAUAAAGUUUAUAUCUAUGUCAUAAGCUGAUCAUUAGGGCUAUAAUUUUGGUAAUAUCUUUUGUUCAGAUGAGGCCCCUGAAGGGAUAUCUGAAAGUCAAACUACACAUUCUUAAUAAGGAAAAGCAUCCCAAAAACCCAGAUUAAGUGAGUUCACGAACUUGGUAUUUGACAUGGGUUGCUUGGAAAUCUAUCUUCUUUCUAAAUCGCUUCUUUAUGAAUUUCAAUGGAAAAUGUUUUUCGGGGGUUUAUUUAAUUAAUUAUAGCAUAAAUUGCAAGUUCUGAGAAAGGAUUCUCCUCUCCUGGAAAUUGGGGACAAGGGCUGAUGUUUUGCCAUCGUUAGAUGUUUUGAUGUGGUCCUUCCUUUCUCUUUGGUUUCAUUUUUUUUUUGCGUUUUAAUUCAAUGACGCGGUUGCAUAACUAUGCGUUGACAUAUUUUUCAGGUACAAGCUGUGCUUCUGUUGUUGGGUGGACGCGAACUAAAUACGGGUGUAGCCUCUAUUCAGUCAUCUUCCCAUCAAAGUAAUAAGGUAGGUUCAUGCACCAUGCUUAUAUUCAACCAUUUUUAGGAAGUUUUCCCUUAUAUAUAUAUAUAUAUAUAUAUUUAAUGAAUAAACUCCAAGAUGUUUAACUGGUGGGUAUCGUGGACGCAGCGUUCAAAUUUCCCCCAGAGAGUUGCUUCCUUGAUGAGGUUCCGUGAGAAGCGGAAAGAGAGAAAUUUUGACAAGAAGAUACGCUAUACUGUUCGUAAGGAGGUAGCUCUAAGGUAACAGAUGCAUCAUCACUUGUUAUGAUGUUUCUCUUCUAGAAAAAAUCAUGCCCACAUUUUUCCACUUUUUGUCUAGAACUAUGCUCGGGUUUUCUUCCUCCCUACGAGUCGGGAGAUAUUACCCCUUGUCAAGAAGAUUUUAAUGCGUGUAGAAUUUUUUAUUUCUGGAUAACCCCUGCAGCGUAUUCUUUAUUUCUUUGAACUCUGACUGAAGCACUGCUUGGGGGAGGCUGCAAUGGCUUCAUUCAUCUUUUCUUUUCUUUUUUCUUUUUUUAAAGAAGGAAAAUGUGUUUAGCAUGUAAUGUUCGUCUGUUGAUUUUGCCCCGAAAUCCUAGUUGAUCUGGGCCAGAAGCUAGUGUAUGAAAUCCCACAUCGUUUUUUUUUAAUUUUUUUCAUCUGGGGAUUUUUUUUCUCGAAAUCCUUGUUUUGGGAAGGAAUUACCGCACCCAUUUUCCAGAAAAAGAGUAGAAAUAAAUCUCUCUUGCUUGACUUUUAUGUAUAUAUAUAUAUAUAUAUAUAUAUAUAUUUGUAAUGGAUUGAUGCAGGAUGCAGCGGAAUAAGGGGCAGUUCACUUCGUCCAAGUCAAAACCAGAAGAUGCGGCGCUGGGUGUCACCAGUUGGGACUCUACUCAAUGCUGGGGCGCAGAGGAUAGCCGUCCCCAGGCAGCCUCCUCGUAAGCACCGUCCCUAAUGUGAAGGGAAUCUCUGUUCAUUUGAUGUACUAGUUGCCAAGUCAACCCAUCCAAGAGCAUGCUUAAAAUUUUAUUUUAUUUAUUUUUUUGAAAAAAGAAAGAAAACCAAAAGCCUCCUGAAGUGUUUCUUUGGAAUCCCUCAGAUGCCAUCACUGUGGAAUCAGCUCCAAAUCGACGCCGAUGAUGCGCCGGGGCCCCAAUGGCCCAAGAACCCUAUGUAAUGCAUGCGGCCUCAUGUGGGCGAACAAGGUAUGGAGCUCAUUUAUUUUAUUAUUUAUUUUAUUUUAUUGGGAGGAGGAAAGGGGGGGGGGAAAUUAGUAUGGUUUUACUUUAGCUUGUAUGGUUUCAGAUUAGAGAGGAUAAAUAAGAUCCCGUGAUUAUUUAUGUAAGAUAUCUGGGUCGGUCAACUCGAGUGGUUUUCCACGGCGUUGACUUGUUUUGGGUAAGAAUCCUCAUGAUUGUUGAUGCUUUUCUCUUCCUGGGGUGCGCAGGGAACUCUGAGGGAUCUCUCCAAGAGCACAUCUGCCCCCAUGCAGGGCGUCCAGAAUGCCUUGCCCGUCCCCAAAGAGGGAGUAGGUUUCUUUUACCUCCAUCAACCUUGCAUCUCUCUCUGUCUCUCUCCCUCUCUCUCUCACUAUCUCUAGCUCUGAUCCACUGUCUUUUCUCUAAUUUUUCAGGCUCCGACUGCUGACGGCCUCGAGCAGCAACCCCCACCGAUCUCUGCAAAUGGGCAUGAUGGAGCAUCACAAUAG